Messenger RNA from Penicillium cosmopolitanum, 393 nucleotides. Its product is annotated as putative L-PSP endoribonuclease family protein Brt1. Gene Ontology annotation, molecular function: deaminase activity. Lineage: Eukaryota; Fungi; Ascomycota; Eurotiomycetes; Eurotiales; Aspergillaceae. The record is from RefSeq and is a predicted model, not a curated record. Gene Ontology annotation, cellular component: cytosol; mitochondrion. The coding region runs from base 1 to 393 and encodes 130 amino acids. The transcript is spliced from 3 exons.
AUGUCUAUUCCAAGAACGGCAGCUCAUACCGAUAAGGCACCCCAGCCUUACGGGGGCCUCUAUUCGCAAGCAGUCAUCGCUAAUGGAGUUGUGUACUGCUCUGGAAUCGUUGCGAUUGACCCUGAAACAGGGAAGUUGAUUGACGGAGAUGUCAAGGCUCAUACGGAACGUAUCCUCCAGAGCCUCUCCAGUACUCUACAGUCUGCCGGCACUAGUCUCAACCAAGCUGUCAAGAUUAAUGUUUACCUCGCCAACAUGGAUGAUUUCGCAGCCAUGAAUUCGGUUUACGAGAAAUAUUUCGUGGAUGAAGUGAAACCCUGCAGAACCUGUGUGGCUGUUAAGUCGUUGCCUUUUGGCACCGAUGUUGAGAUGGAAUGUAUUGCAGUUCUGUAA